Molecule: messenger RNA, 1827 nt
Organism: Aspergillus caelatus
Lineage: Eukaryota; Fungi; Ascomycota; Eurotiomycetes; Eurotiales; Aspergillaceae
Product: sugar porter family MFS transporter
Exons: 2
Coding region: 1-1827 (608 amino acids)
Biological process (GO): transmembrane transport; carbohydrate transport
Cellular component (GO): membrane
Molecular function (GO): carbohydrate:proton symporter activity
Source: RefSeq, a predicted model, not a curated record
AUGUCAAGUCCGGCGGAAAAUGAGAAGAACCUGGAGACAUUGUUCCCCAGUUCAGAACAUAUUCAAGAAACAUCCAAUUCACCACCUCCUUCCGCUCUGGACAGGGAAGCGCGUAUACGGUAUGAGCGUGACCGAGCAACUUUUGGCACCAAGUUCUUCGAGUACUUUGGAUGGAUGGGCGACUUGCCCGAAUGGAAGAUCGGUGGGGAGAAGCUCAAGGGUAGAGCCCUGAACUGGUCCAUAGGGUUCAUCGCUAGCUGCGGGUUCCUCAUGUUCGGCUAUGAUCAGGGUGUACUGAGUGCCCUGCUCACGCUUGAUUCCUUUCAGGAGGUGCUUCCACUCAUGACCCCUCGCGAUAAAUCAAAUGAUCUUUGUUGGCUCGAUAAUCCGACCAACACCAUUCCCCAUCCUACGUACUGCACAGGUGAUGCAAAUACCCAGGCAGCAGGAGUCGCGAUAUACCAGAUCGGAUGCUGGUUGGGUUCACUCGUAAUUCUAUCGUACGGUGAACGCUGGGGACGAAAGUCGAGUACAUUCUGGGGUUCACUUAUUAUGAUUAUUGGGACGGUUAUGCAAGCAGCCUGCUUCGACUACGGCUUGUUCGUGGCAGGUCGUGUUGUUGGAGGUAUUGGCAACGGCAUGGUAACAUCAACAAUUCCAACAUGGCAGUCCGAAUGUGCUCGGCCGCACGAGCGCGGUGUCCUGAUCAUGCUCUCGGGUGCUCUUAUAUCUGCCGGUGUUAUGAUCGCAUACUGGGUUGAUUACGGGUUUUACUUCCUGACUGGUUCUGUCCGCUGGAGGUUCCCACUGAUGUUCCAAUCAUUCUUUACUAUCAUUGUCAUGAUCGGUUUACUUUAUCUUCCUGAUUCCCCAAGAUGGCUUACCAUGCAGGGACGCCAUGCUGAGGCUCGCGAUGUCACUGCUCGGCUUGUUGGUAAGCUAGAAGACGAUCCAGCGGUCGAAGAAGAGUUACGCAACAUCAACGAAGCGUUGGAGGUCCAGAGCCGCGGCGGUAGCUUCAAGUACCGUGAGCUGCUCACCAACGGACCGUCGCAAAACCUCCGUCGUUCUACUUUAGCCAUGGUCUCACAAUUCUUCCAACAAAUGACGGGGAUCAAUCUCGUGACAUAUUACGCAACCAUGAUAUUUGAAAAUUCACUCGGAUUCGGACCAGGAAUGGCACGUCUUCUGGCCGCCUGUAAUGGAACAGAAUAUUUCAUGGCGUCACUCAUAGCACUGCCACUCAUUGAACGAACUGGCCGGCGGAACCUGAUGAUAAUCGGUGCCUUUGGAAUGAUGGUCUCGAUGGCUAUUCUAGCUGGCACUGUAUCCACGGGCGAAAUGUUAGAAAAUGGAGCACCCAAGCUCGAGACACAAUAUGGCGUCACAGCGACUGUGUUCUUAUUCGUUUUCAAUUCGUUUUUCGCCAUUGGCUGGCUGGGAAUGACCUGGCUAUAUCCAGCUGAGAUCACAAACCUUCGCAUUCGCAUUCAAGCCAACGCCCUGUCCACCAGUUCCAACUGGAUGUCCAACUUCCUUAUUGUCAUGAUCACGCCACCUGCUUUUGCGAACUUGGGGUACCAGACGUACAUAAUUUUCGCGGUCUUCAAUGCUGCACUUAUUCCCUGCGUUUAUUUCUUCUUCCCUGAGACCAAGGGCCGCACACUGGAAGAACUGGACGUGGUCUUCGCUAGUGCUGAUGCUCAGGGCAUCUCACCAGUGAAGCAGAGCUUGCAGAUGCCAAAAUUGGCCGGUGACAGCCUGGACCGAGAGUUGGCGCGGUACUUUGGUACAAGCAGUGAUGAGGAGACUUCGAGGGAGAAGUAG